UGGCUUUGGGGUCACUCGGUUCAGUUAGUGAUCUGUGUGCAGGAGGAUCCCAGAGACAGAGACUAAAAAGUUACUUUCAGAACGCAGACCCCUAACAGACACAAACACACAUUUCCAAACUUCAGAAAUACCUAGUGAAUUACUUUGACCGUCCAGACACAGCCCUAACCGACGGAACCCAGCGCACAGCAAGAUCCCACAGCCGCAGAAUUGAGACAGCGAGCGGUUUCAGUGAGACCCUGCCGUCGGUGCAACUGCGGAGGGUCCCUCAGGAUGAAGAUCGGUAAGAUCCGCGGCUUCCUGCUGCUCCCGGACCGGGUGGAGGACUCGGUCUACACCCGGGGCCAGUUGAUGUCGGGCCGGGUGAUCCUUGACCUGAGGGCGGCGGUAGCCAUCCGCUCGCUGCUGGUGUGUGCCCAGGGGAUGGCUGCGGUACACUGGCUGGAGAGCAGGAGCAUCGGUAUGAACACCGUCUACUCUGAUUACAGCUCCCACCAAACUUACUUCAAACAGAGACAGCACGUUAUCCGAGAUAACGGGGACAUCACCCUUCUCCCUGCUGGUCGCCAUGAGUUUUCCUUCAGCUUCCAACUCCCUGAGGAGAACCUGGUGACUUCCUUUGAGGGGAAGCAUGGCAGUGUACGCUACUGGGUUAAAGUCAAACUUCACCGUCCUUGGGCCACCGUGAAGAAAAUCAAGCGGGAGUUCACCGUUAUUGAGCCCAUCGACAUCAACACCCCAUCAUUACUGGCUCCCCAAGCUGGCACAAAGGAGAAGUUGGCUCGGGUCUGGUACUGUAACCUGGGCCAUGUGUCACUGACCGCAAAGAUUGACCGGAAAGGCUACACACCAGGAGAAGUGAUCCCCAUCUUUGCUGAAGUUGAUAACUGCUGUUCCCGCACGGUGACCCCGAAAGCGGCCAUCAUCCAAAUACAGACAUUCAUCGCUCGGGGCACGAUGAAGCAGAAGAGGGCGGUGGUGGCAACAUUGCAAGGCGAGGGUGUGGCCCCCAGGAAGAGGGGGUCGUGGCACGGCCGCCCCCUGAAAAUUCCCCCUGUGUCACCCUCACUCCUGCAGUGCCGCGUGAUUCGGGUGGAAUACAUCCUCCGGGUUUAUGUCGAGAUCCCGGGAACAUCCAAACUGUCCCUGGAGUUGCCCCUCGUCAUCGGCACGAUUCCCCUCCAUCCAUUUGGCAGCCGUUCAUCCAGCAUUGGAAGUCAGUACAGUAUGGAGAUAGACUGGCUACGUCUCAGCAUCCCCGAGAGACCAGAACCACCCCCUGAUUAUUCGGAGGUGGUUUCUGAGGAACAGGCUGAGCGGACUGACCAAGCACUAUCCCUCCCAGAGGAUGAAGAAGCCCUCGAUCAAGUGCUAGAGCGUCCUUUCUUUGCCUACGUACAGGAGUUCCGCUUUCGACCUCCGCCCAUUUACUCUGAGAUUGAUCCUCAUCCUCCGAGAUCAGACAUGCGGCCGCGAUGUAUGACCUGUUGAAGAAUUCACUGCAGCAUGCAACAGAAAGCUUUCAAAAAAAAGAGAAAAGUGAGAUUUUAAAACCGGUUAAAGGGCCUUAGGAUACUUCCUGGGCACCUUGAAAGCAAACUCGGGAUAUUGCUGUCUGCAGAGGAACAAGUUCGUGUCCAGGGAGAGCGUCCUCUGACUUCGGCGGCGAUGGUCUGAGUCAGAUUGGGAUCCACAGCUACCUUUCUGCCUCUUGUGGAACUGUUUUGCUGUCUCCCUUUGUUUGCUCGUUUCUACUGAACUUAACAUCUCAUCGAAAGGUUUCACGUGGUUACUGCCUGUAGCAGACCCAGUGAGUGAUGUGACCGCAAGAGAGGGUGGGUGGAGGGGUCUUCUGUGUAAAGGGCACGGGCUGUAGCUGAAUGAGCUCAACCCUCUCUCCCUCUCCUCCAUGUGAACCGAGAAUUCACCUUGCUGGAGCACUCUGUCAAUCAUCUUGUUAUUUCCAACGUGCGGACUGGGCGCUGAAUGUGUUGGAAUUUGGGGAGGGGCACGUGUUACUAUCUGGCUGUCAGAGUGUGCGUGUGUUCCGGGGCCAACCCGGUUUAACCAGUCAGCGUUUUGAGAGUUUGCACGGGGUUCGGUUGGGUCCCAGUCUGUCAGGUGUACUCCCUCACACUAAGUUGGAUCUGUAUUAUAAUUACGACCCCUCCCAAUGAUCGCAGUAUGCCAACAGAGAAAUGUGGGAUCAAGUGUUGGAGCUGAAACACUGUUGGGUGUGAGAGGAUGGUCUUCUAGGGAAGACGUAAGAAAUGUUGUGAAAACGUUGUUUAAUUCCUCUGUUGUCCACUUGCGAUAACCUCUAGUCCCGAUUCCAAGAAACCCUUCUGAAGUGUCAGACCCCUCUGGUUGUGGGAAAAUGUGUUCCAGAACACCCUGAGCUUAAGGGCAGUUGUGCAAAGCUGACUUCUUCCACCACUAUGAUCAAUAAUUAUUUCUAAUAACUUUUUAUAUUGUUUUAAAACUGGAUGUCCUGAAGGUUUUUCCCCAGGUAAAUGAAUGCAGAAUGAAUCCGAAGGAGGAAGGUCAGGUAAACAAUGGAAUUAGCAAAGGUUUUUAAGAAGCGACAGGUGGAGAAGCAGAGUGAGGGAUUGGGGAAGGAAUGAGAGAAAGAGAGAGGGGAGAUUUCAUAAGAUAUUAAUGAGCAGAGCAAUGACCAUUCAUGCAACCCCCAUGAGAAGGAUCUGCAGAAAGGUAAUGAGUGAUUUUGCUCUGCCUAAGUUACACAUAAACCGUUUUCUUAGAAAAUGGGUGAGGACAGAGACAAAGAGAUGACAGUGUUAAUGAUCUAACUUCCAAUAUUAUGAAGUUGUUUCCAUGUGUGACCCAGAUACUAGGUUUCAGGGACUUGCUGCUUUUAGAAGGGAACCUUUUCUUUCUCUCCAUUUCUUUCAUUAAUUGAAGAAAGAAUACCAUCAGCAACCUGCAUUUCUGUAGCACCUUUCUAAGUAAUUAAGCAUUCCAGGAUGCUUUGCAUCUGUGUAAGGAGGUUAGUUCAAUCAAAGGGGUACGCUAUGAGGCGCAAUUUAAGGAACAUGGGUAUAUUUGAGGAGGACAGUGAGGUGUAUAGGUUUAGGGAGGGAUUUACAGAGUCUACAGUCGAAGCAACUGAAAGCAUGCUCGUCUUUUGGUGGACCGAUUUAAAAUUGAGACAACUGAAGAGGCCAGAGCUGUAGGAAUGUGGGAAUCUGGAAUGUUGUAGAAGGGUAUAGGGAUAGUAAAGAGUGUGGUCGUGUUGAAUAUAUAGAAAAGACGACUGAGGGUUAUAAAGACCCAAGUUGUGCUUAAAAUAGAGACAUUGUAGGUCAGUGAGCACAGGGAGCUGAUUGGUGAAUAGAACCUGGUGUGAUUUAGGAUGACCAACGAGCAGAGUUUUGAAUGACAGGUAUACGGGGAGUAGAACAGGCAGUCUGCUGACAUUGUACAUUAGUUUUUGAUAUCUUGCAUAAUUGACUGUUGACAGAAGAAAGGUUGCUACUUAAAGAUCUGCAAUAACUUAAUAGAUUGGUGUAGUAACGGGAGUAUAGCGUCACCAGUUCUCUUGGAUUGUCCUGGAGUCUUAUCGGUUUAAUACCCAAGCAAUGACAUGAUCAAAACUUUGGGAAGAACUAUCAAUGCAUUCAAACAUUCAUGUUUUAAAACAUUGAUUAUUACAGAUGGCUUUACAAAGCUCCUGGUUACGUGCUGUCCAGUUAGGAGUUAGCAAAGAGGUUAUUUACUGCUGCUUAGCUGGGGAAGGUUGGGGCACCAUGGGAAUGGACACCUCAGACAGCCCAUAAUGGGAAAGUGGAGCAUAGACUGGUGGAAAUGUGUCCAAGCAUCCAGGAAUGUACCCAGCCUGAGUUGGCAACCCCUGGGUUUAUGGAGAAUUUUGAGCAAUACUUUUGGUUAUCAAUGGAAGAAGAUUGGAAUAAAAUCUGUCUUCGUUGUGUGUAUAAAAUCUUACACAUGUUUCAGACUGUUAAAUUGUCGUUUUUAAAAAAAAAGAUAUUUUUGUAUUUUUUUUCUUUACAAUAAAAUAUCAGAUUAUCCUA
Molecule: messenger RNA, 4052 nt
Organism: Hemiscyllium ocellatum (epaulette shark)
Lineage: Eukaryota; Metazoa; Chordata; Chondrichthyes; Orectolobiformes; Hemiscylliidae
Gene: arrdc2
Product: arrestin domain containing 2
Exons: 8
Coding region: 274-1491 (405 amino acids)
Biological process (GO): protein transport
Cellular component (GO): cytoplasm; plasma membrane
Source: RefSeq, a predicted model, not a curated record